AUGUCUUCAUUUGCUCAGCUCAAUCGUGUCAGUAAUUUCUUCGUUGGAAGUUACAAAACUGUUCUUCAGGGAAGGACCACUUGGUACAACCAAGUACAAGUAUGCAACUAUACUAAAAAGUCUGCGGAGGCAAAGCUUGGGCUGGAAAAGCCAAAGCGGCCCUUGACUCCCUAUUUCAAGUUUAUGACUCAAAUGAGGCCAGCUCUGCUUGCCAAGAAUCCAGGAAUAACCUCCAGAGAAGCUAUCUCUUGGACCUCUAAACAUUGGCAGGAAUUAGAUAUUGAGACCAAGAAUCAAAUGGCUAAAGAAUAUGAAAAAGACAUAGAAGACUAUAAAAAGAUAAAGGCUAUGUAUGAAUCAUCUUUAACAGAACAACAGAAGGAGGACAUAAAGAGGCUGAAAGGUGAAAUGGCUGCAGCAAAAGAAAAAAGAAAAUUAAGAGCUGAAUACAAAGAACUGGGCCGUCCAAAAAAGCCAAUGUCUUCCUAUUUCUUGUAUAUUCAGUCACGAAAAGACAACUUUAAUGCCAAAGAUAUAAAAGCAUAUCAAAUACAGGCAAAAUCAGACUGGAUGAAAUUGACUAGCACCGAGAAAGCAAAAUUUGAGAAACAAGCACAAGAACUAAUGAUUAAAUAUAAGAAAGAUCUAGAAGCAUGGGAACUUAAAAUGUUGUCAAUGGGACGUGAUGACCUUGUUCGCCCUAAACCUCCGCGAGAGAAAAAGCCAAAAGCUGUCGUUAAAAAUGAAUAG
Molecule: messenger RNA, 750 nt
Organism: Arctia plantaginis
Lineage: Eukaryota; Metazoa; Arthropoda; Insecta; Lepidoptera; Erebidae
Source: the annotation of a GenBank genome assembly